UAGCCUACUACAGAAGAAGAGGGGUGGGUGCUGUUGCAGUGGAGUGUCAGGCGACGUCUGACUGCCUAAAUUCUAUGUGAGGUGAGGAUGAAUGCAUGCUGAUGCUUGCCAGAUCAGUUGGAUCCUUGUGAAGGAAAGUAUACUGUAUUCUCGGGCAACAAUACGUCGCGGGCGUCAUGUCCUCUUCCACGAUUGAGAAGAAAUUUGUUCAUUUGGACCUGAAAGGGGCACCUCCCAAAUUUGAGUAUUUGCUCAAGCUUAUUCACUUAUUUGCUGAUCUCGGUGCGAACGGGUUACUAAUUGAAUAUGAGGACAUGUUUCCCUAUGGAGAGGAGCUGAAGAUCCUCCAAGCUUCAGCACACCCUCCAUACAGCCGGGAAGAGAUUUCCACUUUGCAAAGUACGGCCAAAUCCAGGAACUUGGAGGUCAUUCCCCUGGUACAGACCUUUGGACAUCUGGAGUUUGUCUUGAAGCAUGGUGUGUUCCGGGAGCUGCGUGAGGUGGGGCACUGCCUUGGCACCCUAAAUCCCCAUAAAGAGCGCGGGGUGCAGCUGGUGCUGGAGAUGCUACGCCAGGUUAUGGAGCUUCACCCUGAGAGCAGUGCCCUUCACCUUGGGGCGGAUGAGGUGUAUCUGCUUGGUCAGGGAGAGGAGUCCAGACAGUGGCUGGGUGCGCCGAACCACAGUGUGCACCAGCUCUUCCUCAGUCAUGUGACUAAAAUAGCGAAGGCGGUGCAGAAGCGGCACCCAAAGCUCCGUCUGAUCAUGUGGGACGACAUGCUGCGGGGAAUGAGUCUGGAGACACUGAAGGACAGUGGUCUUGUGGGACUUCUCCAGCCUAUGAUAUGGGACUACAGCCCUGUUUUGGAUGUAGAAAAUACAGUGCUUUUAAUGGAAAAGUACAGUUCAGCCGGACUACAGCAGCAGUGGAUGGCCAGCUCUUUUAAAGGCUCGACCAGUGUUCACACCUGUGUCCCCUCCACACAGAGGCACGUAGACAACCACCUGCAGUGGCUAGGAGUGGCGUCAGCCCUGUCUGCUGGUGUCCAGCUACAGGGCAUCGCCCUCACGGGCUGGCAAAGGUAUGACCACCUGUCAGUCCUCUGUGAGCUGAUGCCACUUGCCAUUCCUUCCCUGGCAUCUUGUUUGCAGACACUGAUCCACGGUAGCUUCUCACAGGAAGCUCAGACCAGAGUGACUGAGGUCCUGGGAACCUCCUCCACAGAGGUAGAAUAUAUAAGCAGCACUCAGUCUUUUCCUGGACAGAAGCUUGCUGUAUUAAUGGUGGAAUUAACAACACUUCUGCAGUCAGAGGAUCUCCAACUCUUUGAAAGCAACAUGUAUGUAAAAGGCUGGUUUACCCCCUAUCACAGACAAAGGAAAAUUGCAAAUCCACUUAUUGCACAGCAGAUACAGAUUCAAGUGAUGACGUUGCUCCAGGCUGUGGAGCCCAAAGUGGAGGAAGUGAAGCAGGAGAUGGUGCAGCUGUACCCCCAGGCCACCGUAGACGAGUGGGUGGAGCAGCACAUCAGCAGCGUGGUGGCUCCUCUCCACAGCUUACUGAAGGACUUGCAGCUUGCCAUGGAGGACAUGGGGCUGCAUGCACCAGUGCCGCCCAGUGGGUGGUAGAAAGCAGGACUGUGAUGCAGUCGAUGAUGAUUUGAACUCUACAGUGAGAUGACAGUUGGGACCACAAGAUGGCGCUUCAGUCGAUCUGUUUUUUGCACUAAAGUUCACAGGGCUGGAAUAUACUGUGCACCUACAUGGUGUAGGUGCGAUCUUUUUUUUUUUUUUUUUAUGGAUUGUUCAAUUUAAACUAUUAGAGUAAAAUGCUAGAUCAGAUACCUCUUAUUGCAUCAGAUGUAAUGAAAGUGUGAAAAGAAAUAGAUCAUCAGGCACAGGAAGUUUGUGAUGCUCAUAUUUAUAUCUCCUCGUGUUUCUAAUUUUGUUUUA
This is a messenger RNA of Sardina pilchardus (European sardine), 1952 nucleotides long. It is a transcript of the gene hexd, whose product is annotated as hexosaminidase d. NCBI's taxonomy places the organism in Eukaryota, Metazoa, Chordata, Actinopteri, Clupeiformes, Clupeidae. Gene Ontology annotation, molecular function: hexosaminidase activity. Gene Ontology annotation, biological process: carbohydrate metabolic process. The transcript is spliced from 12 exons. The record is from RefSeq and is a predicted model, not a curated record. The coding region runs from base 177 to 1628 and encodes 483 amino acids.